This is a messenger RNA of Linum trigynum, 1308 nucleotides long. The record is from the annotation of a GenBank genome assembly. Lineage: Eukaryota; Viridiplantae; Streptophyta; Magnoliopsida; Malpighiales; Linaceae.
AUGGAGUGGGUUGGCGAGCCUAGUGACGAAAACGAACUAAUUAGCCGGCUUCCUGAGAAUGUGAUACAUAACAUCCUCAUGUUGUUGCCCAUCAAAGAUGCAGCCAGAACAGCUCUCUCGUCAAGCACCUGGAGGCGUCACUGGAGAAGCAUUCCUCAACUUGUGUUCGACGAUGGUUUUGCUCCGAUUGAACCGAACGAUAAGUUGAUUCCGAACAUCUACAAGUCUCUGCUGGCUUGCGAUGGGCCGGUGACCAAGUUCGUGCUUGCAGUUCCCGGAUUGAACCCCUGCCACGAGAUUGAUCACAUCAUUGUGCAUCUUUCUGGCUGCGGUGUCCUCCAGCAUUUCACCCUUGUCCUUUCCAGUAAAGACUCUCACAGCUGGUACAGGCUGCCAUCCUCCUUGUUUGCUGCUCUUCGACUGAAUUAUCUGAAACUGAAACGUUGUUUGUUCGUGGUACCACCGUGGUUUGUUGGGUUCGGUCAGCUUAAAAAACUCCGUCUAAUGAAAGUAAACGUGCCAUCAGACUUCUUUGAGAAUUUCCUUCCCAAGUGCCCAUUGCUUACAAGUAUGCUUAUAGCCUCCUGCACUGGCCUUGAAAAGCUUGAGCUAGAUGCUCCACGGCUCAAGCUGUUCAACUUUGAGGGGGAAUUGCAGAAACUAUGCUUCAAGCGUACUCCACGUCUGUCAGUACUGCGACUUUCUGUAUAUGGCGGGUUGUGGAACCCUGAUUUGGCAGCUUUAUUAGCUUCUCUCCGGGUACUUGAGCGGUUUGCUGUAGCAUCAGAAUCUUUAGAAGUACUUGGUAAAGCUGGUCAUGUCUCCACCAGGCUUCCUUCCCCUCAUUGCCGGCUGAAAAGACUCCACAUCUAUCUUAAUGUCAUUACUAGUUUGGGGGAGCGCAUUCUUGUUUUCCUAAUCUCGAGUGCUCCCAACUUGCAUAAACUCGUGAUUCAGGUCGCGUGCAUGGUUCGCCGGCGAAAUCAGCUUGCAGAUAACUUGGCGACUAGCAUAGGAACCUUGUUAGAAGCAGCACUCCGUCGUGGACCGUGUUUGCAGCAUCUCAGAGUGUUUGCAAUUGAAGACGGCCUUGGGGCACCGCUUGAGUUGGAACUUGUCAGGAUCAUACUUGCCACAGCCCCAAAUCUUUUGAGGAUUGAGAUUAAGCCGUCUUCUCUAUUAUGCUCCAGAAAGGUUUUCGAAUUUAUGAAGGAGGUGAUGCGAUAUAAGCGUAUAUCUAAAGAAGCGCAGGUCCUAUAUGAUUACAGUGAAGAGAACCACUCCCACCUCUGUAGUUGCUGCCUAUGA